CCCAAGCUGUCCAAUCAAAUUAGUUAUUCCACUCCAUGUUCCCACCCCCUUAGACACCCCCAUGACGCUAUAUAAUUGUAUGAUAGCCUAUUUGUGCUUUAAGGGAGCACAGGAAACCAAUCUGGCAACCCUUGGCGCCCAGCAGCUUACGCGUGUCAGUAUUCUUCUGGAUUCUUCCUCCUGAGGUGAAUGUGUCGUCCGGCUGUGGUUUGUGUGGUGCUCGCCGCAUGGGCGUGCGGAUUCCCAGCGCCAGCAUCAUGCGGCGUUUAUUUCAAUUACAGACCCGUGAUCGGUGUUUUAGCCCAAGAGAACUUGGAAAGUGACCAUCAAGCCAAAGGAUCCUCCUAUAUAGCUGCUUCCUAUGUGAAGUAUUUGGAGUCGGCUGGUGCCAGGGUUGUGCCCAUAAGGAUAAAUGAGACAGAAGAGGAAUAUAGCAAAAUUUUCUACUCAAUAAAUGGGUUGUUGCUGCCAGGUGGAGAUGUGGAUCUUCAGAAGUCCCAGUUUAGUAGAGUGGCCAAGAUUUUCUAUGAACUAGCAAUCAAGGCCAAUGAUGCCUCUGAUUAUUUUCCAAUAUGGGGAACUUGUCAAGGCUUCCAACAGCUGAGUGUUCUGACCAGCAACAAGAAUCUGCUGACAUUAACCAACACUAAAGCCGUUGCCCUGCCUCUCAUCUUUGCUCCAGGAGCGCAGAACAGCAGGCUGUUCAAAAGCUUCCCAAAGGACCUCCUUCACUCGCUUUCUUCUGAGAACAUUACAUCCAACUUCCACAGCUGGAGCAUGUCUCUACAGAAUUUCACCCGCAACGCCAAACUCAAGCGCUUCUAUAAAGUCCUGACCACCAAUACAGACGGCAGGAAGGAGUUCAUUUCUACCAUGGAAGCUUACCGAUACCCGUUCUAUGCCGUUCAGUGGCACCCUGAGAAAAGCCCAUUCGAGUGGAUAGACAAGCCAGGCAUGAUCCAUUCCUUCUCCGCCAUUAGAGCCUCCUUCUACACAGCGAGCUUCUUCGUCUCUGAAGCUAUGAAAAGCCAACACCACUUUCCCACACCGAGCGAUGAGGAGAAGGCUCUUAUUUACAACUACAUUCCCGUUUUCAAAGGGGGGAACAGCAUCUUCAUUCAGAAUUACUACUUUGAUUAGACCUGUUCUUGGUAAAAAUCCAAGCUGAUAUUUGCUUUCUUUGUUUUAUUGCCAGAGCAGCAGCAUGUUAUGUUUCAUUUGCUCCUCUUUAAUUGUGCCAUAUUGUGAAUGCUUGUUUUAACAGAAACCGCCUCAAGCAAUCUAUGUUGCUUGAAUUAUUAUUAUUUUAUUUUUAUUUGUCUUGCUUGUUUUAGUGAUUUUGAACAGGCAAUCGCUGCAUGUUUAAGAUGAACCUCACCGAAUGUAGCAGUGCUGUCCGAUGUGAGUAGAUCAGCGACACUGUAUUAGUACCGAGGUUGUUCAACCAAUAGACUCUGGAGGUUUUGUCUUUUAGUCUGCAGGUUUCAUUGUACGUUUUACAAUACACUAGAAUAAAGCUCAGCAUGAAAAACUUUGAAACAAUGUCCUGUGUUCUUUCAUGCUUUAAAUGUUAGUUUAUGAACUGUUAUUGGCCAUAUACCUCUGUUGGUACUAACAACACUGUAUGAUCCAGUGAUUAAAAUAGGGCAAAAUGUUUCAUUAUUUGAGUAGCUUAAAUUUUCAUAUAAAGCACACGAUGUUGGUGUUUUGAAUGACUUGGUCAUUUCAGUCCUAAAAUGCUGACCUACAUGCUCAGAUUCCCAGGGAAAAACACACUGUAAGGCAAAGGUGUUGAAGCAACUUUUGUAUGAUCAUAUUUAAUUACACCAUUUUACUCAAAUAUUUCUCUUUUUUUUUUUUUUUUCUUUUUUCAGCCAUAUUGUACAAAGAGUGGUAUGUCUAGAACUGACUGCAGGCUACUUUAUACGUUGUCAUGUACCAUUUUUCAGUUUUGGGCAGUGGAGGCUCAAUGGUUAAGGCUCUGGGUUACUGAUCAGAAGGUCGAGCUGCCCCUGUUGGGCCCUCGAGCAAGACCCUUAACCCGAUUUGUUCCAGGGGGCUAUAUCAUGCUUGACCCUGUGUCCUGACCCCAGCUUCCUAACAAGCUGGGCUAUGUGGGGGGGGGGAAAGAAUUUCACUGUGCUGUAAUGUAUAUUUGACAAAGGCUUCUUCAUUUUCUUUCCUCAAGCUACUGUACAAAUUGCACCAGUAUGGUAGGUGUACCUGAUAUUUUGGCCACAGGGUGGGCCCAUUGUAAAAUCAGUCAUCCAAAUUAGAUUUUAUUUUUGUUUUCUCAUAACAGUCACCAUUCUUGAACAUCUGCUUUGAUUCUCUGAACAUUUAUUGUCUUGCAUUUCGAAACAGUCAAACCUAAAUUACCUUACAUCAAAUAACGAGAUUGGAGUUUGUCCGUACAAACGUUCCAUACAAAGCGGUUAAGAGGAUCUCCAUACAAAGCAUUCGAGAUAAACAUCAAAAUGAAAAAAAGUGCAGUUGCAAACAAAGCUGUACAGUUAGAGUACAAAAAAACUAUGCUUACUCUAUGAUUAUCAAGAUCUGCCUGUUCUAUGUGAUCAUGUUGAUGUGAUCAGUCAGCACUUUUUUUUUUUUUUUUUAAUUUUUUUUUUUUUUUACAAUGCAGGUAAUAGCAUACAGAAAACAGAUAUAAUGAAUUAUCCAAGACAUCUAGCUUUGCGAUAACGGUUUGGAUCGGUUUAAUACUGCCAACUGCUGAUAUGUGCUUCGGAUAUAUUACUAUAAUGGCAUCAUGCACAUUAAAUCAGUACAUUACACACAAACUGUCAAUUGUUAUAUAGAGUAGGUGGUUUAGUACAAAUAAAACAGUAACAAUUGUUAUAGUGUAACAUCACAACUGUAGUAACUAGUGAAUAAAGAUAAGUUACAGUUAACGUAAUAUGGAAACAUUCAUUAAAACAUGACGUUUCACAACUUGUGUAGUCAUAUUUCCAACUAAAUAAAAUGAUUUCACAAAACACAUUUGGACAGUGCCAUAACUGUUUCAGUAUUACUCUCAGAUUUAUAAGUAUUUUAAGAUUCUGUACAAUAUGUACUAAUUUCUCAUGUAGCCCAAUAGGUAUUAGGAGUCUGUCACCCAAAAUCUUGUCUGAAUGUAUCUGCCACAAAUCAUCUUGCCCAGUUCUUCAGUAGGAUCAGGCAGACUUCUUGGUGUGGUUUGGAACACAGUAUGACUUACUGUCAGGAGGGUCUGGUAUAAAGGUGCUCUCUUACAAGGAUCUAAUGUUUAAUUUUUGGAAUUCGUAUCAGAUUAUUUUGAACUUGAAUGGUAGGACAGAAUGGUAUGAAGAAGCAAGGCUGGUGCUGAUUACAGUCUAGCCCAGACUGUAGAUUUCCCAGAUAGCAAGGUGACAUUGAUUCAAUGUUGAAAUUCCAUCAGAAUCAUCAUUUCGGUUGACGUUGACUAGUCAAAGCUAAAUAAUAUUGAAUCAAUGUUGAUAAUUCACUGCUUUUCAGUGUUGAAAAGACAAACAGUG
Messenger RNA from Ictalurus furcatus (blue catfish), 3512 nucleotides. RefSeq names its product zgc:171566. The record is from RefSeq and is a predicted model, not a curated record. Gene Ontology annotation, cellular component: vacuole. The transcript is spliced from 10 exons. Gene Ontology annotation, molecular function: gamma-glutamyl-peptidase activity. Gene Ontology annotation, biological process: tetrahydrofolylpolyglutamate metabolic process. NCBI's taxonomy places the organism in Eukaryota, Metazoa, Chordata, Actinopteri, Siluriformes, Ictaluridae. Bases 190 to 1140 code for a protein of 316 amino acids.